This is a messenger RNA of Babjeviella inositovora NRRL Y-12698, 2781 nucleotides long. RefSeq lists its product as uncharacterized. Lineage: Eukaryota; Fungi; Ascomycota; Pichiomycetes; Serinales. The transcript is spliced from 3 exons. The coding region runs from base 1 to 2781 and encodes 926 amino acids. The record is from RefSeq and is a predicted model, not a curated record. Gene Ontology annotation, cellular component: membrane.
AUGCCCAGCUACAAUCCCCGCGACCGCACGCUCUCCAUCUCCGGCGCUCUCGCUGAGGGCUUCUCGCAGUCCCUCAACCCCUCUCAGGGUGAUCUUAACGGUGGCCGUUCUUACGUACACGUGGGCUCCUUCAAACCGCUGAGCUUUCUCCAGAGCUCGCCCUUUGUCCGCUCGGGUGCUUCCAUCCACGAGCAGACCGCGGAACUUGCUACUAUCGGCAUUGACGAGAUGGAAGAGCUUCCGCGGUUGAGGUACAAUCAGAACGAUCUUUCACCGCGGUCCAAACCGGAGGAGCCAAUUCCUCUCCUGAAGGAUGCAUUGCGGAAACCCCUGGGAGAAUGGCCGCGUUCUGCGCUCCGCUCCCUCGACCGCCAGACCAUCUUUCACCACGCCAUCCUUAACCCCGUCCGCUACACCCCUGCGGUCGCCAUCGGCACCCUUCUCAAUAUCCUUGACGCGCUUUCCUACGGGAUGAUCAUGUUCCCCGUCAGUGAAGCCAUCUUUGCGGGCCUCGAGCCCACCGGGCUCUCCAUGUUCUACGUCUCUACCGUCAUCUCCCAGCUCGUGUACUCGCUCGGCGCGUCGGCCUUCAAGUCAGCCAUCGGUUCGGAAAUGAUCGAGAUCACGCCGUUCUUCCACACCAUGGCGUUGGGCAUUUUGGCGGAGCUCGGUCCGGAGAAACCCUCGGAGGUCAUCACCACCACCAUCGUCUCCUUCGCCCUCUCGUCAGUUCUCACUGGACUUGUCUUCUACGCACUUGGCAAGAUGAGGCUCGGCUCCUUGGUUGCCUACUUCCCCCGCCACACGCUCAUCUCCUGUAUUGGUGGUGUGGGCUUUUUUCUCCUCCUCACCGCGAUGGAGGUGAGCGCUCGUCUCGAUGGUGGCUUCCACUUUGACAAGGAGACUCUCCACGAGCUCUUUGCCACCACAAAUGUGAUCCUCCAAUGGGCGUUGCCGGUCGCGUUGACGGCGAUCUUGGUGGUCCUCCAGCGGCGGUUCCACCACCACGCGAUGGUCCUUCCCGCGUUCUUUCUCCUGGUGUUCUUCCUCUUCCACGUGGCAAUCAUUGCCGGGCCUUGGGACCUUGUCCAGGCAAGAGCCAACGGCUGGGUCUUUUCCCCGCCCGCCGGCCGCGAACCGUGGUAUCAUUUCUACACACUCUACGACUUUUCCCUUGUCCACUGGCGAGCAGUUCUCCACCAGGUCCCCACUAUGCUUGCCCUCACCUUCUUUGGUGUCCUCCACGUCCCCAUCAAUGUCCCGGCGCUCGCUGUUAGUAUCGGGAUGGACGACUAUGAUGUGGACCGCGAGUUGGUUGCCCAUGGCCUCUCCAACUCACUCCUGGGCUUGUGUGGCUCCAUCCAGAAUUACCUUGUCUACACUAACUCCGUUUUGUUCAUCCGCGCCGGGGCAGAUCUGCGGCUCUCAGGGGUGAUGCUCGCCGCUGCCACUGCCGCGGUCAUGUGCGCUGGCCCGGUUGUCAUCGGCUACAUCCCCGUCUGUGUCGUUGGCGCGCUCAUUUUCCUCUUGGGCUACGAGCUUCUCGUCGAGGCAUUGGUUGACACCUGGGGCCGUGUCAGACCGUCGGAGUACGCCACAAUUGUCACUGUUGUCAUUGUAAUGGGCGUCUGGGACUUUGUCUACGGGAUUCUCGUCGGGAUUCUCCUCGCGUGCUUCCUGUUUGUGGUGGAAGCCUCGCGGCGCCCAGUAGUUUCCGGGGUUUUUACCGGCACCGUGACGCGUUCUACCGUGCUUCGUCAUCCAAAGCAACAAGAGUUUUUGAAGCGGGUGGGUGAACAGAUCUGCAUCGUGAAGCUCCAGGGUGCGUUAUUCUUUGGGUCUAUUGGCGGGGUCGAGAAGACUAUCCGGGAGAGGUUUGAGGAGCAGAGCUUUAAGCUGUCGCCGGUGCGGUACUUGAUCUUGGACAUGAACCACGUGGCGUCAAUUGACUUUUCGGGUGCCGAAGGCUUUAGACGGAUCCGGAACUUGAUGGAGAAGCAUGACACGGUGUUGAUUAUCUCAUCGGUAGUGGAGGAUGGGCCGGUGGUCAAGGCGUUGCGAGACGCGGGGUUGUGGGACGGAGAGUAUGUGAUUCAGUUGUUUGGGACAUUGAACCUGGGGUUGGAAUGGUGUGAAAAUUGUUUUCUUGAAGCGGUGCGGCAAAGAGGCGAAGCCUUAUCGGCUGAAUUCCUAUCCCCUGAAGCCUCCAGCUCCGGCUACGGUUCUCUCUCUACUUCCAUGGGCUUCGCCUACGGCUCUGUCCCUACUGGCUCUCCCCGCAACCUGCAAAUUGUCACUGCUGCCAAGCGCACCCUCCACGAUCUCCCUCCACGCGGGUCUUCCACGUCGCCCCUUCCCCUCCUCAUGACCACCUUCCACGGUCUUUCUACCAAGGGCGAGGCCUUCUGGAGCACGCUAGCCCCGCUCUUUGUGAGGGUCCACGUUCCCGGCCAGUCUGAGGUGUAUGCGCCAGGGCCGUACCAGGCGUUAUUCCUCGUAGAGUCCGGUUUGAUCAAGUGCGACUAUCGUUUUGAAGGUGCCACCAUCUCUUCUAGCGUGUUACCUUUGACUGCAUUUGGCGACGUAAGCGAGAAGCCGCGAACCGUGACGUUUGUCGCCGACGCGGACUGUGUGGUGUGGCGGUUGGACCAGCAGGCGAUCAGCAAGUUGGUGGAGAAGGCGGAUGGCGGGGCGGUGUAUAAUGAGUUGUUGAAGAUUGAGGUGAAGUUGAUGCAAGAACGAUUUAACGCGAUUACGAGUUCUUUAGUGGUGUCGAGCUAG